Molecule: messenger RNA, 1680 nt
Organism: Gryllus bimaculatus (two-spotted cricket)
Lineage: Eukaryota; Metazoa; Arthropoda; Insecta; Orthoptera; Gryllidae
Source: the annotation of a GenBank genome assembly
GAAGGUGGAAAGGAUGAUCAUUCUCCAGUGAGGUGGGUUGGGGAGGGGGAGGGGCUAGCAGAGGUUGGGGAAGCGCGCGUCGCGGGCCGUGGCGGAGGGGCAGGCGGAGCGGGCUGUACCCGCCUUGUACACCGGCUGCUUCAACAUGUUGCCGCCAGGGCCGUAGUUGCACACGUAGUACUUCUUGCACUUGUUGCCGUCCUGGAAGAGCGAGAAGCCGCAGCCGACGCGGUUGGUGUUGGCCCACACCACCUGCGUGUAGUGGCCCGUGCCGCUGGCGCCUCUGCAACACGUCAGCCCCGACAUCAGGAAACACUUCUAGACCGUAUCAGAGGUAAAGAAACAACAAUGUCCGAUGAUGAAGAUAUUUUAUAUGUGAAGAAACAAAAGACUUUGCACUAUGGAUCAUUGGAAGAACAAGAACGUCUUCGUUUGUCAGCAUUGCCACCAACUGCCCCAACAUCCACAGUUAUUAGUGCCGACAGUGAUGGCGAAGGAGAACCUCCUCCUCCUGUUACUGUGCCUGCACCAGAAACAGGCCAUGUUAAUAUAUCAGAUGAGUACAUGGAACUGGAGGAGGAAAUGAAUCGAGAUAGACAGGCUCUGUUGGAAGAGUUUGAACGUCGUAAACGAGCUCGUCAAAUUAACGUUUCAACUGACGAUGAAGAAGUGAAACGUAAUUUAAGGCAACUGGGAGAGCCAAUAUGUCUUUUUGGUGAAGGUCCUGCUGACAGACGAAAGUAUUCAUUGCCUCGUGCAAAAGCAAGGUUGGAACAGGCAAGGAAAGAGAAGGAGGUGGCUGAUGCCACUCGCACAGCGAGGAGGCAAGAAUUACAGAAGAAAUUGCAAGCUCUUUCCAUUUAUUGCAGUCAGAUAGGUGAUACUAGACCUAUCUCUUAUUGUCAAUUCAGCCCUGACUCCAAAAUGAGUGGACUAUGUAAAUUGUGGUCAGUGCCAAACUGUGAGUUGCUAAAGACUUUGCGGGGACACAAUUGCAAUGUAGGUGCAAUUGUAUUUCACCCUAAAGCAAUGGAAGAUGAAACGACAGUUUGCGCAUUAGCAUCCUGUGCAGCAGAUGGAACAGUGAAACUUUGGAACCUAGAAAGUGAGGAACCCCUUGCAGAUGUUGAAGGUCAUGCUCCACAUAGAGUGUCCCGAUUAGCAUUCCAUCCAUCUGGACGCUUUCUUGGGACAUGUUGCUUUGACAAUUCAUGGCGUCUCUGGGACUUGGAACAGUGUCAAGAAGUUUUGCACCAGGAAGGUCAUUGCAAACCUGUUUAUUGUAUCUCGUAUCAGAUAGAUGGGUCAGUUUGUGCCACUGGGGGCCUUGAUGCAUUUGGUCGAGUCUGGGAUCUCCGUACUGGAAGAUGUAUCAUGUUUAUAGAAGGUCACUUGAAAGCUAUCUAUGGAAUUGACUUCUCACCAAAUGGGUACCACAUAGCAACAGGUAGUGAAGAUAACAGCUGCAAAAUUUGGGAUCUUCGAAGACGAGCGUGCUUGUAUACAGUACCUGCCCACAUGAACCUCUUAUCAGAAGUGAAAUACCAGAAAGGAACUGGACAGUUCCUGGUGACAGCCUCGUACGAUAAUACUGCCAAGGUGUGGUCUAAUAAAACGUGGCAGCCAAUGCGAACUCUCUCUGGUCAUGAUGGAAAGACACUUAAUUUGGCCAAGUAUCAU